Molecule: messenger RNA, 1639 nt
Organism: Bemisia tabaci
Lineage: Eukaryota; Metazoa; Arthropoda; Insecta; Hemiptera; Aleyrodidae
Gene: Lamtor4
Product: Late endosomal/lysosomal adaptor, MAPK and MTOR activator 4
Biological process (GO): positive regulation of TOR signaling; cellular response to amino acid stimulus
Cellular component (GO): lysosome; Ragulator complex
Molecular function (GO): guanyl-nucleotide exchange factor activity
Source: RefSeq, a predicted model, not a curated record
UUGGCUAGGUUAUGUUUACUUUUUAAGUUCAUUGUGGUUUAUUCUGUUUUGGAAAAUGCAUUCAAUCGAUGAAAUUAAAUGAAUCUAAUUAAAAUCAAUAAGAAGUAUAAUUAGAGUCGAUUAUAAGAUUAGAGCGUGCCGGUGGCUUGAGUGGUCGAAUGAAUACAGUUAUGUUCUAACAAUUUUUCUAUCAAGUUUUGUGCGAUUCAGACCCUCUGCCUAGAGUUCUUCUUCUGCUCAGAACUCUUUCUCACGGCCGAGCCAUAUCAUCUUAGCAGCCUAUCAAGAAUUCCUGAAACCUCAAGAAAGAUGAAUUUAGAGCGCAUACCGAAUCAGACAGGUUAUUUGGUUCUCACAAAUGACGGGGCAGUUAUUGCUUCGGGAGGUGACCUUGAAAAUGCAGAACACACUGCUAACAUCAUCAGUGAACUGGUUUCUCUUGCUGAUAAAGUACCACCUCAUAAAGAAGGAUAUAAAAAACUGACAGUGACUUACUCAGAUCAUUGCUACAUAAUUCUCCUGUCAAAUAAGAAGCUGUAUGUUGUGAAGAAAAAAUUGCAACCAGUUUCUACCAGUAGUCGAGCAGAAGCUGAUCAAUGAUUUCAAGCUGAAAUCCAGCAUCUAAAAGAACUGCUGUCAUUUUGGUGAUGGAGUUGCCUAGAGUUAUUCAAAGGAGGCUGAAAAAUUUUCAGUAUUCGGUCAAGAAGUGGCCAUUUGGGGAUCACAAAAUUUUAAUUUCAAGAAAUGGUUGGCUGUAAUUUUUGGAAUCCUGUUACUUGCACUGUUGAUCAUACAAGUUAAAAAACACCGAGGUACAUGAGAAUUGUUUAUUUUUUGUUGAAUGAAUGCAAGUAUGAACAUGAGGCCUAUGCAAGUUGUAUAUGUCUCUAGUAUUAUUAUUAAUUGUUUUUGUUGUAAGAGGGCAAGUGUAUACAUGAGUCGCUCUUCUGAUUGCAUUGCCUCUUGCAGCAAUCAAACUAAUCCCCCUUGACCUUGAACAUGUGUGAAUACUUUUUUACUUUUUCUAUGUAGUUCAAGUUCUUCCUCUCAUAAUCAAAAAUACAAUACAUUUUAAAUGGCUUAUCUUAGCAAUGAACAAUGGAAUUUGCAUGAAUUAUUAUUUGAGCCCCUGGAAAAAAUAUAGGAGAUGGUGGCUAGCAAUUACACUGCUAAUGGGAGUCUUCAUAAAGUUAGGUCAUUCAAAGUGUGUACAUAGCAGUAUCAUGCCUCUCUGUAGUAUCCAUCUCGAAAUGACGGCCUUGCUACCCUCUUCCAUAAUUUCUCUUUAGUUCAAGAUCAAACCAAAAAAUUUCAUCUUUUUUUAGAGUGUGUCAAAUCUGCUCUCAUAAUUCCUGAAUUUACAGUCAAUGUUUGAUUGAGGACGGCAUAUUCAUUGUUAAAAACUAGAAGUAGAUGAACUUACUCGGUGUAAUAGGAAUUGAACAAGAAAUUUAAUUUCCUGAAAUAUUAGACAUCAGGAAUUCAUCGGGAAGUCAAUCGAUAAGCAAAUUGAUGUUUGUAUUUCAUGAUAUUGUAAUUAUCGUCGUUAUUUUAACUCUGUUGUUACUUUCAUUUUCUGUGCUGAUCGAAGCAUAUUAUUGUCAUACCUGUUAGUGAAUAAAUUUAUUUUCUCAACAAA